AUGAAUCUGGGGAUAGAAAUCAGCUUGGCGCCUAUGAUGGAUGUAACAACAGCCCACUUCAGAAGACUCAUUAGAUUAACGUCCUCGUCGACUAUUCUAUUUACAGAAAUGAUUGUGUCUAACACAGUGAUCCAUAUUUCCCGAGAUCGUCUAAGAGAGAAGCUUGGAGAGUAUGACGACAAGACAGUUGUACAAAUAGGGGGGAGUGAUGCGGGGCAGAUAGUAGAAGCCGUAAAGAUCUUGCAGGAUCUUGGAUACAGGAUGUUUAAUCUUAAUUGUGGCUGUCCUAGCUCGCGAGUGAAGAAGGGAAGCUUCGGGGCCGUCCUCAUGCUUAACAAGGAGUUAGUUGCAGAGAUAAUCAACAAAGUUUAUAAGGAGACAGGGGAAAUUUUGAGUCUCAAAAUUCGAGUGGGAGUGGAUAACCAUGAAGGUAUAGAUUUCCUGAAGGAAUUUGUUGGAUACAUAAAGGAAAAUACCCCAAAUAGGACGUUCUAUGUCCAUGCACGGAAGUGCUGGCUGGAAGGGCUUUCUCCGGAGCAGAACAGAAAGCUACCCCCUCUUGAUUAUGACAGUGUGUAUAUGAUCAAGAGACUUUAUCCAGAACUCAAGAUUGUUCUUAACGGAUGCAUUGGAAUCAACAACCUGGAUAGAAUAAAAGACUUGGAUGGAGUGAUGGUAGGGAGAGAAGCUAUCCGGGAUAUACUUGUCUUCUGGGACAUUGACCGUAAGUUGUCUAUGAAGUGCGAUAAAGGAGAGAGAAGGGAUUGCGAGGAACUAUUCCCAUUUGAUAUGGACAUGAAGAAGAUCGAAUGCAGAUCAGACUCGGAAGCCAAGGAAUGGAGAGCCCAGAAGAUUCGGUCUGUUGUCAGGGAAUACUUUGAAGGGUUUCCGCCCUCUGAUCAACUGAAGUCUAUUCAUAUCCAGCCAAUAAUCAAUCUUAUGAGGGGGAAGAAAGGCUGUAAGGAAUAUAGAAGGAAGCUUAACUCUCUUUUGAUGGAAAGAGUAAAGGCCGGUGAGGCAUAUGGCCUGAUAGUAGAACAUCUCAAGUAA
This is a messenger RNA of Encephalitozoon intestinalis ATCC 50506, 1050 nucleotides long. RefSeq names its product tRNA-dihydrouridine synthase. The coding region runs from base 1 to 1050 and encodes 349 amino acids. The transcript has a single exon. Lineage: Eukaryota; Fungi; Microsporidia; Unikaryonidae. Gene Ontology annotation, biological process: tRNA dihydrouridine synthesis. The record is from RefSeq and is a predicted model, not a curated record. Gene Ontology annotation, molecular function: flavin adenine dinucleotide binding; tRNA dihydrouridine synthase activity.